Molecule: messenger RNA, 3187 nt
Organism: Spinacia oleracea (spinach)
Lineage: Eukaryota; Viridiplantae; Streptophyta; Magnoliopsida; Caryophyllales; Amaranthaceae
Exons: 12
Coding region: 587-2908 (773 amino acids)
Biological process (GO): proteolysis
Molecular function (GO): cysteine-type peptidase activity
Source: RefSeq, a predicted model, not a curated record
CGAUGACAACCGAAAAGAGAGGUGUCGUGGAGAAAGUCACUCUACACACACGAGUAUUCACGGACAAUAGUUUGAUAAAGGGGGGUGAAGUGAAGGAAGCCCGGGGGGUGUUGAAAGUCCUACAUCGUGAAUUUAAAGGACGGACGGCAACCAUAAACUGCAAAGUUGAAGCCUUUGGAAGAAUAUUACACAGGUUUGUGAAUUGGGAUUCGGAGGCCUGUAUCACUUGUGCAGGAAGAACUUACCCCAUAACUUUGUGUAUUGGUUGAUGACACGUGUGGACCCUGUAAAUCAACUUUUUAGAGGAACGAAUGGAGUAGAUGUCCCAAUGAACAAAAACCAGGUUAGGUGGAUACUUGGUCUUCCAAAUGGGGAGAAGGUAAUCCCCACGAAUGAAGGUGAUGCUGAUGAACAAAUGAAAACCGCGGCCCAAAAUGUACUAAGGUUAUAUGGGCGAAAAUGGCAGAGUGUAAACCUUAGGAAGCGGUCUUAUAUGAUUUAUACAGAUGCAAUUCUGGUGAAUCCAAAAUUUCUUGAAAGAUUGGAGGGUGAUUGGGGGGAAAAUGACGAGCAGGAGUUUUAGACGAUGUUCUUGAUAGCUGCACUUGGGAUGGUCCUAUGUCCGACACAAUGUGGAAGAUUAAGUGCCGGUACGAUAUAUGCGUGCACACUUGGAAUGCAGUCAAGGCAAUAUGAUUGGUGCAAGCUAGUGUAUGAUUUCUUCAUUGAAAGGGCCAAAGUGUUCUGUAGGGACUUCUACACAUACGGGUGGACCAAAGGAGUAGGUGCUUGCACCAUGUUUUUAGUGAUUUUGUAUCUGGAUCGACUCGAUAAAAUUCCCGUGCAGUGGGGCAUUUUCCCUAGGCUGAAGGCAUGGGACAUGAAGGAGAUUCUUGAAGCUAAGAGAGCUUAUCGAGAAUCUGGAAAAAAAGGAGACUACGGUGUUCUAGGGUGUGUUGUGGUUGCGUACGAGAAACACAACAUCCGAGGGCCACCAAGGACAGUCAUGGUCCUGUGUGAAGAGGUAUAUAUUCCGGUAAUGGACAAUGAAAUAUUGAGGUUAAAACAAAGGAAGAAAGGAAAUAGUGAAAGGAUUCCCAUGAAGAUGAGACAGAUGGCUAAGGAGCGGGCAAAAAAAAACAGUGUUAAGUUAGAACGAUUUGAACUCGAUAUGGAUACCGUAAAUGAGGAGGCAAUUAUAACACCUCCCCCACCCCGGCCCGAAUCUCUAAGUGAACGAUGCCAACAGGUUACAUCCUCCCCACCCCCACAACACAAGGUGACACCUCCCCUCCCUUCACCAAAGGUUACCCCACCUCAACCAAAUGUUACUUCUCCACUUCGUCCCCCACCUCAACCAAAGGUUACUUCUCCACUUCGUCCCCCAUCCUUACCCAAAGUAACUUCUCCACUACCUCCCCCAUCCCCACCAAAGGUUACUUCUCCCCUUCCUCCCCCAUCCCCACCAAAGGUUACUUCUCCCCUUCCUCCCCCAUCCCCACCAAAGGUUACUUCUCCCCUUCCUCAAUCCCAAGCAAACUCUACUUCUCCACUUCCUCCCCCACCGUUACCCAAAGUAAAUUCUUCACUUCCUCCCCCAUCCCAACCAAAGGCUACUUCUCCACUCCCUCACCCAUCUCCACCUAAAGUAACUUCUCCACUCCCUCACCCAUCCCCACCAAAAGUAACGUCUCCGCUUCCUCCCCCAUCCCCACCACAGUUUACACUUCCUCGUAGUCCCCAACUUUGUGUUGAUCCUAUUGGAGGUGCAAACUUGGAAGCGGUGGUUAAUGAAUUAAUGGAAUCACCACUACCCGGGAGUUUGGAUAGGGAGAAAGGCAAAGCUAUUGUUUGCGGUUUGUCAGCCGUUCCCCUAGGACAUGAUAUUGAUUGUGACAACAAGAUGGAUGGGCUCCUUGCUUCAAGCGCCCUACUUUUUCAGAGGUCUCGUCCGCGUCGUGGGAGGAAAAAGAGGGUUGCCCUAGCUGAUAGAGGUCGUGGGUGGUUUACCAGUGAAAUUAAAAAAUUCAGCUAUAACCUUGUUGAGUUUGUCAACCACAAUGGUGGUUUACUUUCGGGUCGCGGUAAUUUGAAAGGAUUGAGCCUGAAUGUGAUGAUUAAAUGUGGAGAUGGGAGCAAUUGUAACAUGCACCAGUGCAAAGGAGUGGCACAGCUGAAUGGUUAUGUUCAUAAGCAGUAUGUGGACACGGUUGCAAAACUCUACAAUUCCAUGUGGGCUAGCAAAUAUUUAGGGAGGAGUAUGCGGUACAUGUUGACCUCCGUGUUUUCGGAAAAGGUAAUGAAGUUUGUUGCAGACUGCCGUGAUGGUGUGCAUAAUUCCGCGGUAGAUCGGAGUAGAUUAGCAAAUUGGAUGUCAAAGGAGAGGGAAAAAAUGAAGGUAGCAUCCCAUUUAGGAGAAGAAGAUCAGCACACCGAAACCGGUACAGUUUUUUCCAGAAUAUCGGAGUUGUUCAUUCCAGUAAUUGAAAACUUGGGACCCCAUACAAACCAUUGGUGGUGUCUUGUUGUAUUUGCUGACCCACCAACCAUAUACGUGAUUAACUCCUUGAUUACCAAUCCUGUGGAAGAGCGUAAAAAUAAAAUCGAUGGACUGCUUAUUGGGGUUGACAAGCUCCUUUUCGGUGGUGAAGAUGGAGAUGGUUGGGGCGAGCUACUUUCGCGGAAAAGGCGUCGAAUGGAUAUAGACAUCCAGAAAGACACCCAUAGUUGUGGUGUCCGGAUGCUGCUAGCUAUUAAGGACUUCGCUGAAGGAUACGAGUCGCUCAGCAUAACGGACUUGGAAGAAGCGCGACGGUUGUUGUUGACCCAGGAUAUUCUUUCCCCGUUCAAUUUGGAGCGGGAUCGUAUAAAAGAGCUGGUGAACGGUGCCAACAUGAAAAAACUUUAAGGUCAUAUGUUGAUUAUGUUGUUAUAAUAUUAAGAUUUGUGACAUUACCAGAAAAGCCCGCAUGGAUGGUUGUACAUGGCAAGGCCCAUAAGAACAAAAAUCCAAUUUGAGUAUGCUUGUGUUGCACCCCAAUGGGCCCAAUGAACCCUUGUGUUGGACCAAAAUGAACCCCUUUAACCCAUAAUCACCAAAUAUGUAUGUUAGCCCAAUGUACUUAUUCAAUAAAGCACACUUGUGUAGUUGUGUUCAGAUUGUCACAUAGGAGCACACAUAAACAAA